Molecule: messenger RNA, 2363 nt
Organism: Oncorhynchus tshawytscha (Chinook salmon)
Lineage: Eukaryota; Metazoa; Chordata; Actinopteri; Salmoniformes; Salmonidae
Gene: cmah
Product: cytidine monophospho-N-acetylneuraminic acid hydroxylase
Exons: 15
Coding region: 140-2026 (628 amino acids)
Molecular function (GO): 2 iron, 2 sulfur cluster binding
Source: RefSeq, a predicted model, not a curated record
GAACAUGAUACGUACAUGGGUUUCACUGCCCUCCAAAUGCACGUACACCAGAUGAAAGAGCUAGAGGUUGGCAUCCUCUGUUCCUCUCUCUGACCAGCAUGCAAAUUGGAGGGUGUCAAGAAGGUGUCUGGUGGUGUUGAUGAUGUAUGCCUUAAUCUUUUCAAGAGAUUUAAUCAAGAGAGAGCACUUCAAUUCCACCACUCAAAUGACAGCCCAGUCUUCAAAGACAGUGCUGUCCCUGGACUCUGAGGCAGUGUUCUCACUCAAAGAUGGCAUCAACUUUAAGAAGAGCCCAGAUGAUGGCAAGUGCUACAUCAUAUACAAAGAAAAUGGAGAGCUGAAGGCCUGCAAGAACCAAUGCAAACACCAAGGAGGCCUGUUCAUCAAAGACAUAGAGGACUUAGAUGGAAGGACGGUCCGAUGUACAAAACACUACUGGAAGCUGAACGUCUCAACUAUGCAGUAUGUGAACCCUCCUGACAGCUUCACACAGGAUGAGCUGGAUGUCGUGAUGACAGACGAGGGUGGUCUUCAGCUCGUGGAGGUGAUCGUCUGGGACCCCUGGUUGGCAGACCCACAGGAUCCACAGGAACUGCAGGAGGGAGAGGUGACUGUGACCUACCUUACCCAUGCAUGUAUGGAGCUCCAGCUAGGGGGGAAGAAGAUGAUAUUCGAUCCCUGGCUGACGGGUCCGGCCUUCGCCAGGGGCUGGUGGCUGCUCCAUGAGCCACCUGCUGACUCCAUGGAGAGGCUGUGCAUGGCCGACCUCAUCUACAUCAGCCACAUGCACUCCGACCACCUCAGCUACCCAACCUUAAAAUCCCUCUCUGCGACGAGACCCGAUGUUCCUAUUUAUGUUGGCGACACAUCAAGGCCAGUGUUCUGGAUGCUGGAGAAAAGGCAGGUGCAGCUGACUAAUAUCAACGUCGUUCCCUUUGGCAUUUGGCAAAACAUUGAUGAGCACCUCAGAUUCAUGAUUCUGAAGGAUGAAGUGCACCCUGAAUUGGACACCUGUAUCAUUGUUGAAUAUAAAGGUCAUAUGAUCCUCAACACGGUGGACUGCACCAGGCCAAACUACGGCCGACUGCCCCACAAUGUAGACCUGAUGAUGAGCGACUUUGCUGGAGGGGCGUCUGGCUUCCCCAUGACCUUCAGUGGAGGAAAAUACACAGAGAGCUGGAAAGCCGAUUUCAUCAAGAAUGAAAGGAAGAAGCUCAUGAACUACAAGGCCCAGCUGGUAAAAUCCUUGCAGCCCAAGAUCUACUGCCCGUUUGCCGGUUACUUUGUCGAAGCACAUCCCUCAGACAGGUACAUUAAGGAAACUAACACGAAAAACAAAGCGGAGGAGCUCAAUGCCCUGAUCAAGAAGAGCGCUCCAGGCAUAACAACAUGGACACCCAAGCCAGGCGCUGUGCUCGAUCUGGCCCUGGCUCUGAUGAGCCCCAGCCGGAAAGCCAUCACCGACCCUCCAUCCGGGACAAACAUCUAUAAGGACAGUUGGGACUUUGAUUUGUACGUGGAUGAACUGAACAGGGCCAUCACCGCUGAGAUAUUUAAACAUAAAAGCUGGAUCCAAUUUUAUUACAUUUGGGCAGGGUUUAAAAACUACAAUCUAGUUGUCCGGGUCAUAGAGACAGAUGAGGACUUCAUUCCGAUAGACAAUGGCUACAACUAUCUGGUGGACUUCAUGGAUCUGUCCUUCCCUACUCAGAGGCCCACUAGAGAGCACCCUUAUGAGGAGAUCAAGAACAGGAUCGGAGUCAUGAGGCACGUGGUGAAGAAUGGCCUUCUUUGGGACGACUUGUAUAUCGGCUUCCAGAACCGUCUGAGCAGAGAGCCAGACGUCUACCACCACCGGUUCUGGAACCACUUCCAGACAGAGUUGCCAGUCGCUGGGCCGGACUGGGACUUGUUCCUGCAGCAGGUGUCAUCAUACCAGAGGUCUGCUGAACCCCAGGGAAUCCAAACAGAAAGUGUCUCUGCUUCUACAUUGUCUUUGAAAAAAGCAGACUGUACUGUCUCAUGAGAACCAAGCUUUGUGCCUGCAUCUAUUAAUGAAUAAGAAGAGCUGCUCUCCCUGUCACUGUAGGCACCACCAACCUCCAUGUGCUACUGAAAAAGGGACGUGGCUGACAAGAUUUAAUUUCUGAAUUGGUUCAUUUAGGGUUCAUUUUCAAAAAAAUUUUUUAGUGUAAUGGUGAAAUCUGUUAGCAUAAGCGUCUAUUGUUGCUUGGCAGGUCUGUAUGUAGGGGACUAGUACCAAAAAGUAGGAAAAUAUAUGCACUCACUACUAUGUGGCUCUGGAUAAGAGUGUCUGCUAAAUGACUAACAUGUGAAUAUGAAUAAACCUUAUCAUUGAUUAU